Molecule: messenger RNA, 4496 nt
Organism: Rhododendron vialii
Lineage: Eukaryota; Viridiplantae; Streptophyta; Magnoliopsida; Ericales; Ericaceae
Product: pentatricopeptide repeat-containing protein At1g43980, mitochondrial-like
Exons: 1
Coding region: 84-2003 (639 amino acids)
Biological process (GO): RNA modification
Molecular function (GO): RNA binding; protein binding
Source: RefSeq, a predicted model, not a curated record
AUACGCUAUAUAGUUGCCUUGCGCGAAGCUUUGAGCUUGUAGCGAAAAGCACUUAUCUUUGAUGAUGGUAGUAUAGUAUUUGUAUGUACCCUUUUCGUAUUAAAUCUCAUGGGCUUCACACAAAAUCACUCUCCUUUUACUCCAACCUCAUAGACCACUGCCUCUCACUGAAAUCUUUGAUUUUUUUCAAAUCAACCCAUGCCCAGUUGAUUAAAGUCGGUUUCAACCGCCACACUUUUCUGGGUAACCGCUGCAUCGAUCUGUACUCCAAAGUCGGAACCUUUAGUGCUGCUUUGCAAGCAUUUGAUGACAUAGCCAGCAAGAACACCAUUUCUUGGAACAUUUGCUUGAGGGUGUAUGUAGACUCUGGAAACCUCGAAGGUGCACGUAAUGUGUUUGAGAAAAUACCCAAAAGUGAUGUUGUGAGUUGGAACUCGGUUAUUUCAGGAUAUGCUUCAAAUGGGGUUUUUGAUAGUGCAUUGGAACUUUUUAGGGGGAUGCAGAAUGAGGGUAUGAGGCCUAAUGAAUUCACAUUCUCGAUUAUGGCAUCGUGCGUGACGAGUGCUUGUUAUGGCAAGCAGAUUCAUGGUAGCAUGAUGAGAAGUGGGGUGGAUUUGUUGUCAAAUGUGGUGGUUGGGAAUUCCUUGAUUAACAUGUACGGGACGCUCGGGCUUGUGGAUUAUGCCUUUGCAGUGUUUCUAACAUUGGAGGAGGUGGAUGUUGUGUCUUGGAACUCGUUGAUUUCGGGAUGUUGGAAAUGUGGACACGGGGAAAUGGCUUUGCAUCAGUUCUGUUUGAUGGUAUCUGUUGGAUACUCACCUGACAAGUUUACAGUAUCGAUAGUGACUAGUGUUUGUACCAACUUGCGAGAUUUGGAAAAGGGUAAGCAAAUACUUGCUUUCUGCGUCAAACUCGGGUUUCUUUCUAACACCAUUGUAUCAAGUGCUGCCAUUGACCUAUUUUCCAAAUGCAACAGAUUGGAGGAUUCAAUUCAGCUCUUUGAAGAAACAAUUGUACAGGAUUCUGCUGUUUGUAAUUCUAUGAUUUCGAGCUACGCAAGGCAUGGUUUUGGAGAGGAUGCUUUGCAACUUUUUGUCCUUACAAUGAGAGAUCACCUCAGCCCGACUAAAUUCAUGCUCAGCAGUGUUCUGAGCUCUGCUUCUUCUCUUCUUCCAGCAGAGCAGGGGAGUCAACUCCAUUCCUUGGUUUUCAAAUUAGGUAUGGAAUCUGAUGCGGUGGUUGGGAGUUCACUUGUAGAAAUGUAUGCCAAAUAUGGAUUGAUUGACAAUUCCAUAAAUAUAUUUGCUGAAAUCGAUCCAAAAGAUUUGAUAUCUUGGAACACAAUUAUUUUAGGUUUGACUCAGAAUGGGAGAGUAGCUGAAACCCUUGACCUCUUCCAGGAACUACUUAGAAUAGGUCCAAAGCCGGAUCGAAUUACUUUAGUUGGGGUUCUAUUGGCAUGCAGCUAUGGGGGCUUUUUAGAAGAAGGAAAGAGAGUCUUUUUCUCAAUGGAGAAGGCAUAUGGAAUAGUACCAAGGGAUGAGCAUUAUCAUUGUGUAGUGAAUAUGAUGAUUCGAGCAGGUAAACUCAAAGAAGCCAUGGAUAUUGUAGAGGCAAUGCCUCAUGAGCCCAGUCCUAUAAUUUGGGCAUCCAUUCUUCAAGGUAUUGGGGCUGAUGGAGAUUUGAAUUUCACCGAAAGAGUAGCGGAGAGGUUGAUAGAGUAUGAUCCACAUUCAUCUCUACCCUAUCUGGUACUCGAUCGGGCCUAUGAGAUGAGGGGCAAAUGGGAGAGCAUGGUUCGAGUGAGGAAGGCCUUGAAAGAGAGCAGUGAAAAGAAGGUUAUUGGAUGCAGUUGGAUUGGGAUAAGAAACCACUCGUUCGUUUUUAAAGAAAACCAUAUAUCUCGUUACGAAGAUAAAGACAUUUAUUCGAUGCUUGCAUUACUUAUUUCUGAGAUGGCGAUUGAAGGUUCUGUCUAUGAUCACUGUGAAAGUGAGCUUUAAGGGGAAGAAAGAGUAAUAGACUAGAAACGAAGUAGAAAGUUACUUGUCUUAUAAAUUGAUACAUAUAUUUUAUUCUUUUUGAUACAAUGAAGCAGUAAAUUACGGUGUCUUGGUACAGUUGGGGUUGUUUUUAUCCGUUUGUAAUUCAAUGUGACAACUGGGGGUUAUUAUUUCAUUUUGAUCACAUACUAGGGAUGCAUAAUUUUCAUCCGUGCUUUUAGAAAGUUCAACUUUUGGGACAGAGAAGUUGGAAGAAGACUUUGCUAGUUUUCGUGUUUCUGGUCAGUUUGGGUAAUUGUUUAUUGUCCAUUGCUCAGCAAGACUGAGGAAAAAAUACAGGUCUAAAUGAAGAUGCAAUUAAGCGUCUUUUAGUGUGGAGAAGCAUGUAAAUCGUGUAGUAGUUCAAGAAUGGACCUAAGGGUACUGUUGGCAAUGGCAUCAGUCAGACUUGUACUUUCAGGGUGGUUUGGGUUAUUCAGGUGAUGCAGUUUUUGGACAAAAGAGUUGGCAUCUGAUGUUGAUACAUGCUUGAGUUAUGGCCUCAGAUGUUAAAGGGCUACUUAGUGCACAAGGCUCUCGCUGGAGAAGGAAGGAUUGGGUGUGUGCAGCCUUAUUCUACAAGCGAAAAGACUGUUUGACCGCUUGGUCAUACUUGGUCAAUCUUACUGUGGCUCUUGGGCUGCUCUUCAAUCAUGGUCUCAAAUGCUGAUGCAAUGAUUGUUACUUGUUCGGAAAUAUGCACCCAUUUCAUUAUUAGCAUAGUUCACUGGUCAGCUAAAAAAAGAGCAGAGUUUACUGGAUUUGAGUUACUAUACGAAGUUUUAAGCACACCAAAGAGUCUUCCUACAUUGCGCAAAGACCGAGAAAGCAAGCUUGUAGCAUUCUGGAAUGCAAGCUAUCUCCAACCAGUGAAGCAACGAGCAACUUACGAGUUUAGUUUCUGGGUCUGGUUAUCCUCCAGUAUUCAAGUUUUGAAUCUUUUCUGAUUAUAGCACUCUGUUCGAGGACAAUUGUUUUAACCUCAUGUUCAUGGUUAAGUAGUUUUUAAGAAUCAGCCAAACUUAUUCUUAACACUAUUUAAAUGUAAGUGGAAACUCUGAGCUAGGUGUUUGGUACCCUACAAGAGUUCGUUUCGCACUUGUGACUUUCCCUAAUGUAUGACGUUAUGUUUGUGCACGUAUUGUGAUUAAUGUUUAUGUUCUUGUCAUUUAUCUGGUUCUGCGAGGAUAGUUUGGAUUUAUGUUUCUUAGAGUAACUUAUGGUUUGGAUGUAUAACCUAGUGGUUGGCUUUGUAUUUACAUAAGACCAAUCUCAUUUUGCUGUAGACAGUUACUUUUGGUUCUCUUUUGCUUUAUAUCAUGGUACCAGAGCAGGUAUUCGUACAGCUUGUUCGUUUUGCACUAGGCGCCGUCACUGCUGUCCCUGCAAGUUAUUAUCUUGUCGCCAACCACCUGACGGUCAUCUUCUUCCCUCCAUUUGCAUCUUCUUCAAAAAUGUGUCAGCUUCAGAUUUAGAUUUGCAUUUGCACUUGGCCACCAUGUCGGACUAACAAAUGCAUGUUAUUAGUGUCACGGGUAAGACCAAGCCUCGAGUUACUGUGGAUGAGCGCAAUUUUUGCCAUCAAAAGGGACAUUGAAAGAAUGCACGCCUGAAGCUUUGCAGUCAAAGGGAUUCCGUUCUUCUCCCUUGAUUACUGUGUCAUCCUCUAGAGGUCAGAAUCAGAUUAGCUUUCUCGCCCUUUGUUCUCUCUUACCUCUGGGGGUGUUUCACCUCCAUUGUUUGAGCAGUUCGUGGCUACUACUCAAGGAAUCAUCCACAAGCUUCAGUGGUGCUAACAAUUUACAUGGUUCUUAUACCACAGGUAUCUCACCUACCACAUGAUUUUUUAAUUCUGAUUCUUCCCAUCAUAUGACUCCCAUUGUCUCACUCAAUAACUCUGUGUUUCCCUGUCUCCCCCAUUUGUAUUGCGACGGUAAAUGGCUUCCCCUUGCACGUUGAUUCUAUUGGUUUUGUUCUUUGUAGUGCAUCGUUGUUUUGCUUUUCAUGUUUGUUUUCUAUGCUUCUCAAUUAUCUGUAACCAUUCUUUCAAUUAGUCAAUUAUCUGAUUUCUUUUUUCUUUUUCUUAUUUUUUUAUGUCUUAUUCUCUUCUAUGGUAGUCUUGUUCUGGAUUGAGCGUCCAAGAAGCAGAUUGAGAUUUGGUGUAGAGUUACUGAUUUCUAUAAAAUGAAACGCUUGCACAUCGCUAUCGAGUCGUCUUCCACUACCUUAUGGACUUUCUUUUCAGAUUAGAUGUCUUGUCUUGUCUUGUUUAUCUUCGACAUUCUAGAUUAGGUCAUUCCUCUAGCGAACAUUUGAAAACUUCAACUUAAAGUUAGCUAUUUGGGGUUAUAUUUUUGUUAGUGACAUUUAUGAGUGCGGAGGUUGUAAGUAUGUCAUGAUUUACCCUUUCAUAAUAGUUCAUACUGAUAUGUGGAGUCCUUUUCCGGUUCCAAG